GGCUCCCAUACAUUCGCUUUUUCUAUCACGGUCGUUUGCAUAUACCAUUUAAUAAUACUUAAUCAUGAGGACUUCAGUCUUCUCCGCCACAUUGGCCAUUUCGGUCGGCGUUUCUGCCUUACCCCAGAUUACCCCUAACACGCCGCUUGCCCCCGCUCUUCCAUUGAACCUCUUCGACACCGAAAAAUUCGUUACUCCUCUUUCGCUCGAUUCUAUUCUCAAGGGCGAUUUCCCAAAACCAGGCGACAUCAUCAAGGACCUCGAGAACCUCCCAAAGCCAGAUAAAUUUCUCGGCAAUUUGUUUGGCGAAUCCAAAGAGGAGUCGGUCAGCCAGCCCGAGGAGGAGUCGGUUGACCAACCUAAGCCUCAGACGCAGUCUUUCGGUACCUCCAAGGCGGAGUCAUUCGAGGGAGCUGAUGAGUCUUCGUCCCAGAGCUUGUCGCAGUCUGACACAGUCAGCACACAGGCGACAUGCUCCAACCCCCGCGUCCGACAGGAAUGGGAUUCAUACAGCAACAGCGACCGACAGGCGUACAUCGACGCGAUCAAGUGUUUGAUGAGCAGGCCUGCCAACGGCCAGUUUUCCCAGUCCAAGAGCCGAUACGAGGAUCUGGUUGCUCUCCACCAGACAUUGACACCCAAUGUUCACGGAAGCUCCAAGUUCCUUCUCUGGCACAGGUACUACUUGUUCACGUUUGAGGAUAUACUCCGCAGCGAGUGUGGCUUCGAUCGCAACCUGCCAUGGUUCGACGAGACUCGGUACGCCGGAAGGUUUGCCGAGUCAUCCAUCUUUUCCGACCAGUGGUACGGUGGAAUCAACGCCGGCGGAAGGUGUAUCACCAACGGUCAAUUUGCCAACCAAGCCAUCAACGUCGGUCCCGGCCAGGGUAACAGCCUCCAUUGCCUUGCCCGUAACAACGAUGACUCCAAGACUGCCAACUGCAACCAGCAAAUGGUAGACGGCUGCAACAACCAGAACGACUAUGCCAGCAUGGCUAGCUGCUCCGAGGGUAGUGUACACGCCUGGGGACACAACGGUGUCGGCGCCGUCAUGCAGGACACCUGGGCAUCGCCUGCGGACGCCUUCUUCUUCCUGCACCACGCCUUCAUCGACCGCAACUUCCGCAUCUGGCAAAACAAGGACCCCAACACCCGCACAACCACCAUCAACGGCAACGACAAGGCCGGAAACCCAUUGACUCUUGACACCACCAUCAACGUCUACGACAUCCGUCCCACCGUCCGCAUCAGGGACAUCCUCGACACCACCAGCACCACCCUGUGCUACAAGUACAACUACUAGUUGGAUGUUUGUCUCUGUUUGUCCCAGUUUAGCGGUAGCAUAGUUUUGAGCUUAGCAAUGCAUUGCAGCCCGCCCAAUCGAACAACUCAUUUUGAGAACUCGUA
This is a messenger RNA of Parastagonospora nodorum SN15, 1407 nucleotides long. RefSeq lists its product as hypothetical. The transcript is spliced from 2 exons. The record is from RefSeq and is a predicted model, not a curated record. Bases 65 to 1303 code for a protein of 412 amino acids. Lineage: Eukaryota; Fungi; Ascomycota; Dothideomycetes; Pleosporales; Phaeosphaeriaceae. Gene Ontology annotation, molecular function: oxidoreductase activity.